Messenger RNA from Momordica charantia (bitter melon), 1731 nucleotides. NCBI's taxonomy places the organism in Eukaryota, Viridiplantae, Streptophyta, Magnoliopsida, Cucurbitales, Cucurbitaceae. The record is from RefSeq and is a predicted model, not a curated record.
CUACUUUGCGAUUGUCGACAUUUUCAAAGCCCCGACCCUUUCCACUUUCCAUCAUCGUUAUCAUCGAAACUCCUAUAAGCUGCUACUUCACCAUUCUUGUUUUCAACAACAACCCAUUAUUUCCCUUGAUUCCUCUUCCUGGCUCUCCGGAGAAGCCUGCUUUUUAACUGCACCCAAACCCCGCCUCUCUCUGCAUUGCCCUUCUCCGUCGCAAAACUAUCUCGAUUCUCCUCAGUGAGAUACCAGUUCCGGAAGAUGGCUGCAGCAGCUUCUAAUCUUCAAAUAGCAACACUAAGAAACUGCCAAUUGCCCUCUAGGAAAGGCUUCAAGCCAUGUGGAACCACACUUAGUGGCAGUUCUAAAGCACCAUCAUGGGCGAAGCUUUCGAGUUCUUGCAAUUUGUCAUCAUUGCCCUUUUUCCAGCGGAAGUUUGUCUCAUCUUCUGUGAAAGUUGAGAGAACUGUUACCAAAGCAAUGUCUGAAGCUAAUGAAAGUAAGCCCGUCUCUGGGCUGCCAAUUGAUUUAAGAGGCAAGAGAGCAUUUAUUGCUGGUAUAGCUGAUGAUAAUNNUUUUCGGUUCUCUGUUGGGAAAAUGUUUAGUAUUAGAACUUUUAUUGUCCAGGCCUUGAACAUUUUUGAAUCCAGCUUGCGACGUGGAAAGUUUGAUGAGUCACGAGUAUUGCCCGAUGGUUCUCUAAUGGAGAUCACAAAAGUAUAUCCUCUAGAUGCGGUUUUCGACAGCCCCGAAGAUGUUCCUGAAGAUAUAAAAACAAACAAACGCUAUGCAGGAUCUUCAAAUUGGACUGUGAAGGAAGUUGCUGAAUCUGUGAAGCAAGAUUUUGGCAGCAUUGAUAUUCUUGUGCACUCCCUUGCUAAUGGACCAGAGGUAACAAAGCCUUUGUUGGAGACAUCUCGGAAUGGUUAUCUAGCAGCUUUAUCUGCAUCAAGCUACUCUUAUAUUUCUCUACUGAAGCAUUUCGUUCCAAUCAUGAAUCCAGGUGGUUCUUCAUUAUCCCUCACAUACAUAGCUUCUGAAAGGAUCAUUCCAGGGUAUGGAGGUGGCAUGAGUUCUGCCAAAGCUGCUUUAGAGAGCGAUACACGAGUACUUGCUUUUGAAGCUGGAAGAAAAUACAAAAUCAGAGUCAACACAAUAUCUGCCGGUCCAUUAAGAAGUCGAGCUGCAAAAGCUAUUGGAUUUAUUGACAUGAUGAUUGAUUAUUCAUCAGCCAAUGCACCUCUGCAGAAAGAACUAUCUGCUGAGGAGGUGGGGAAUACAGCUGCCUUCUUGGCCUCGCCUCUUGCUUCUGCCAUAACUGGAGCUGUUAUUUACGUCGACAAUGGUUUGAAUGCAAUGGCCGUGGGAGUCGAUAGCCCGAUAUUCAAGGAUCUAGAUAUUCCAACAGACAAGCACUAGAUUUCCUUUUAUAUUGGUUUGGUUGAUGCCUUGCCAAGGCUUAGAAACUUUAGCCUUAGAGUGCUGUUGUCUCAGCUACCUAGUUCAUUACUCUUUUUCCUGUUGUUGGAACCGUUAAUAGGAGAAUAGCUCGGCCAAGCUGCCUCGAUUUUGGAUUUAUGUUUCUAAUUUUUGCUCUUUGAAUUCGCCAUAAGGGUAGUUCAAAAUCGUCCAAGUAUGGAUGCGGGCAUUGUUAUAGUACACGUCUGAGAGUAGUAUUUCUUCGACAUUAUGAAAUUACUACUGACUAAUUACGAGCACUUAUAAUCUUUUCCACGG